Messenger RNA from Phoenix dactylifera (date palm), 2937 nucleotides. RefSeq lists its product as uncharacterized. Gene Ontology annotation, biological process: box H/ACA snoRNP assembly; pseudouridine synthesis; ribosome biogenesis. Gene Ontology annotation, molecular function: RNA binding. The record is from RefSeq and is a predicted model, not a curated record. NCBI's taxonomy places the organism in Eukaryota, Viridiplantae, Streptophyta, Magnoliopsida, Arecales, Arecaceae. Gene Ontology annotation, cellular component: sno(s)RNA-containing ribonucleoprotein complex.
GCUCUGAUUGCACUCCUCUUGCGUUCCUGUGCGUUUCCUUUUGGCAACUCCAGCUCUUGCCUAAAACCCUCGCAAAACCCUACCAAGUGGCAUCAUUCCUGGCGAGAAGUGCAGCGGGGAAACCACUUGCUUAUUUCUUCGCAUCAAUCCUCUCCCCUUAAAUGGCCGCCGCGGCCCCCCUGAAGAGCCCUAUUUUGAUCGCAGAAACCCUAGCCCCGUCGGCGAUGGCCGGUCCAUGUAGCCCCUCACCUAGCGGCGCCCAGUCGCCCGAACUCUCCUCUCCGCCUGGAUUCGAGGCCUUCGAUUGGUUCCUCUACGACGCUUGCCCGGACUUCGAUCCCGUGAAGGAGUGGCUCGUCGAUCCCGACCAGUUCCCGAUGCCCGAGGUCGAAGGCAAUGGCCCGACCAAACCGGAUGGCUCCGACGAUCGGAAGAACGUCGAAGGAUUCGGCGAGAGUUGUUCCAAUCGGGAUGCUGGAUCCAGGACGACGACCGAAUCAGGGCUGAAAGAAGACUUCAUGAAAACGUCGAUCGAUGAAAAGAUGGGAAAGGUCACCUUGGCCGAAGACUCUGGGCAUCAUCAUCAUCAUGGAGGAGAUUCCUGUACGGAAGCAGCGGAAGCGAACGUGAACGCCGGUGCAGUGACUAAUGUGAGUGCUUUAUAUGGCGGCGAUGGCUCUUCUUGGGGUUCCAGUGUUGCCGAGGGAGGGAAUGGAGCGAGGGAAGUCUGUACAGCCAGUGAUUCGAUAAAGGUGGCCCAGGAAAGCUAUGAGGAGAGCAGCAAAGCAGAGACUGAGGAAUCAGAAGAGGACAGUGAGUCCUCUGGUGAUGGUUCCUCCUCCUCCUCCUCCUCUUCUUCAAGCAGCGAAGAAGAAGAAGAAGAAGGUGACGGUGAUGACAUCAAGGAUCGAAGCAAAGGAAAGGAGGUAGAUGAGGCAGAGGAGGUGGAAGAGGGUGAGAUUGUUGCUAGUGAUGAGAAUGAAGAGGAGGAUAUCAGAGGGCCCAUCAGGACCCAGCAUGAAGUCGAGGUCCUUCUACCAGUUCCUAAAAUCGAAGUAUCCUUGGAACCACAUCAUCAGACUUUACCGGUGGGGGUCAUAUCAUCCAUACUGGCUAACCGUGUAAUUGUCAACGGUUCAGUGAAACACAAUCCUCUCAACGAGGGUUCCAUUCUGUGGAUAACAGAAACAAGGUCACAGUUAGGUCUGGUAGAUGAGAUAUUUGGACCUGUCAAGAACCCCUACUAUGUUGUUAGGUACAAUUCAGGCCAGGAGCUACCUGUCGGAAUUAGUGUGGGAACCGGUGUCUCUUUUGUCACGGAGUUUGCGAACUGUAUCCUCAAUGCGAAAGAAUUUCAUAAGAAAGGAUAUGAUGCAUCCGGUGAGCAUGACGAGGAGCUGAUGGAUGAGGCGGAAUUUUCUGAUGAUGAGAAAGAGGCUGAGUACAAAAGAUCCCUGCAGCAGGCAAAGAGAGGCCAUAACAAUAGGCCACAUGGGAAUCAAGAAUCAGUAUCUGACAUGAAGAGGACCAAUUAUGAGGAUGCUGCGGUUCAAGAGGACAUUGCGGCUCCUGCACCUCAUGCAUCGGUAGCAAUGAGCCAACCACUAGUUGGUGUUCCAGGGUCCCUUCAGGCAACACUAGAAACAAGUAAUUUGGGUCGUGGUAAGAUUUCUUCUUUUCAAGCUGGAAAUCCCAGCAUGAGUGCUCCUGCCAUGGUACCAGCAGUUCCAUCUGCAGUGCCAGCUGACAGUGGUUUUAGUGGUCUGUCUCGGCAGGCAUUACAGCAGCAGCCUAAUGCUGUUUCAACUCAUGGAUUUCCUCCACAUCAGCAUCCAAAUGCUGUUUCAACUCAUGGAUUUUCUCCACAUCAGCAGCCAAAUGCCAUUUCGACUCUCGGAUUUCCUCCGCAGCAGCAGCCAAAUGCCGUUUCGACUCAUGGAUUUCCUCCGCAGCAGCAGCCAAAUGCCGUUUCGACUCAUGGAUUUCCUCCGCAGCAGCAGCCAAAUGCCAUUUGGGCCGACGGAUUUCCAUCCCAGCAGCAGCCAAAUUCCAGUUGGGGUAAUGCUUUUCCACCUCAGCAGCAGCCAAAUGCCAGUUGGGGUAAUAAUGCAUUUCCACCUCAGCAGCAGCCAAAUGCCAGUUGGGGUAACGCAUUUCCACCUCAGCAGCAGCCAACUGCCUAUUGGGCUCCUGGAUAUGCACUUCAGCAGCAGCCAAAUGCCACCUGGAAUCAUGGUUUUGUGCCUCAGCAGCAGAAUAUGGGCAUGCAGGGAGGAUUUCUGAUGAACGUAUCACCAGGUCAGCAGCCAGGAGAAAACACCUACAAUCACCUGCAUCAAAAUCAAGCUUUUAAUAGUUUUCCAAAUGGAAUGCUAUAUCAGCAGUUAAUUUCUAGUCUCGCAGCCCUGGCCAACACCACCUGGCUGGGUCAGCCAGUGAAUCCAUCUGCUUGUACCAUGCCCCUCGGGUCAGGAGCACAGGGAAACUUCAGCCAGGUAACAUUUGGGGGCAAUAAUAUUCCAGAACAAGGGAGUCCAAGUUUUUGUAGCGUGCAGAAUCAUGAACAGCCACCAACAGCCAUUGCUCAGGGGGGUGCCCGACCUUCUACUCAAUUCAAUCCGGGGAGGUCAUUCUUUCGUGGUAGGAAGCCUCAUUAUAGAGGAGGUCGUCGUUCUUUCGGCCGAGGUGGCCGACCGCAGCGUGGGUAGAGAAUUUUGUAUUUAUUGGAUUGCAUGCCUUUUUUUCCUUCUUUAUGUUAGCUUACUUGCUAUAUUGCUGAUACUUUGGUUGUUUUUUCUGACCGGACAACUUUUGUGGACAUGCUAUGUAGUGGUUGAACCUUCAAAUAUCUUGCAUCCUUGACAUCAAAGGAAAGUUGUUCUGAAAAAUGCAGCAUAGGGAAGGUUACUUGAUCUAUGUCUGCAUCCCUUCUACAAA